AUGGAAAAGAAAUUAAAAAAAAAUGAUAACGAAAAUGAUUACAAACAUAUAAUAUUACAAAUAGGUAGAAAAUAUACUUAUGUUGGCUUUUCCGGUUUGCAUAAGCCUUUAUUAGUUAUAAAUACACCUGGUUUUUUUAUUUACGAUGAAAGAUUUCAUGAUUAUGUUGAAAAUAAAGAUGAACUUUAUGAACUAAUAGAUAUUUUUUCAGAAACACAAAAAAUAGAGAAUGGAGAAAAUACUGAAGAGAACGUUUUGCUGUUGAAAGAUAAAAAAGAAAAGAAAAAAUUAAAACAGAAAAAUGAAAUUAAUGAUGAUAACGAAGAUGAAAAAAAAAAAAUUAAAAAAGAACCUAAAAAAAAAGAAAAAUUAAUUUAUCAUUAUGAAUAUAAGUAUAACCAAGAUAUUAAUUUAUGGAAUACAUUUUUUGAAGAAUUUCUUUUUAGAAUAUUUCAUAAUUUGACUAAAACAAGUACAAGAGCAAAAAAAGUUAUAUUAGUUUUGAAUAUGUUCAUUCCAACAGUAAUUAAAUAUUCUCUAUGUAAAAGUUUAAUAGAAAAUUCAGAAAAUUCUUCUAUUUCUUAUAUUAAUGAUUUAGUAUCCCCUUUAUAUUUAUGUAAUUGCAAUACUUGUAUAGUUAUUGAUUUAGGUUAUUUAAAUUGUCGCCUAUUACCAGUAGUGAAUGGAUUACCUUUGUAUCACAAUUAUACUUAUAUAAAUAAUGGUGGUUUUUAUAUAAAUAGAGAAAUUAAAAGAUUAUUAAAAGAACAAUAUAUAAAAAGGGAUAUUUCUAAAAAUGAAAAUUUACAUACAAAUGUUUAUAAUAAUAUUAGUAAUAAAAGUGAUAGUAAUAACAAUACGUUCAAUUAUAAUAAUCUAAAAAGCAAUAGUAAAGAUACAAAAGAAAAAAAUAGUGACGAAUCAGUUAAUUUUUUGAAUUAUUAUUGGAACUUAUACACUCAAGAAGAAAUUAUAAAUAUUAUUGAUAGUAUGUCGGAUAAUGAUAUAGAGAAUAUAAAAAUAAAAUAUUUUUAUUUGAAAAACGAUAAAAAUAAUUUUAGUAGUGAUAAGUAUAUUUUAUAUCAAUUUAAAAAUUAUGAAAUAAUAAUUGAACCCGAAACUAGAUGGAAAGCUUGCGAAAUAUUAUUCAAUAAAAAUUAUGAUCAAAAUUUAUAUUCUUUAUUUUCUAAUAUAUUAGAAAAAUUAAAUAUUAUGGAAAUUUCUGUUUUUUAUAAUAUAUUAUUAGUAGGUGGAUGUAGUAAUAUAAAAGGAAUAAUUUCAAAAGUUGCUGAGGUUCUUUUUCAAGUAUUAAAAGAAAAAAUGAAAUUUACGAAAAACUUUGAAGAUAAAGUAAACUUUCUUUUUCCUAAAAUUUCUCCUAAUUUACGACAAUUUAUUGGAGCAUCAAUUUAUUCUAAUUUAGAAAACUUACCCGAAUAUACCGAAGAGCAUAUUAACAAUAAUGUUUUGUACGAACAUCUCAAUGAAGAUGUUUAUAUAACCUUUAAACAAUAA
Plasmodium relictum is the source of this 1515-nucleotide messenger RNA. It is a transcript of the gene ALP3, whose product is annotated as actin-like protein, putative. NCBI's taxonomy places the organism in Eukaryota, Apicomplexa, Aconoidasida, Haemosporida, Plasmodiidae. The record is from RefSeq and is a predicted model, not a curated record. Gene Ontology annotation, biological process: regulation of DNA-templated transcription. The transcript is spliced from 2 exons. The coding region runs from base 1 to 1515 and encodes 504 amino acids. Gene Ontology annotation, cellular component: Ino80 complex; cytoplasm.